This is a messenger RNA of Sinocyclocheilus grahami, 878 nucleotides long. Its product is annotated as thyroid transcription factor 1-associated protein 26 homolog. Bases 24 to 797 code for a protein of 257 amino acids. Lineage: Eukaryota; Metazoa; Chordata; Actinopteri; Cypriniformes; Cyprinidae. Gene Ontology annotation, cellular component: nucleus. The transcript is spliced from 4 exons. The record is from RefSeq and is a predicted model, not a curated record.
CAGAUGUUAAGCUAACGUGAGACAUGGCACCUUUAAAACAAAAUGCAAAAAGUAAAGGUCCAAUUAGAGGAAAAUGCUUUAAUAACAAAUUCGCACAUGGUGGUUUAUCACACCAAGCCAAAAGGAAAAGAAAAUGGGUUCCGGAGAACAAAGUUUUUGAUGGUAGUUUAAAAGAGGGUCAGGGGUUUGCUUUGAAAAGGAAGGAGAAAAUAAAACAUGAAUACAACAAACUUCUUCGAAUAGAGAGGAAAAAAAUGCAACCAUCAAAAAUCCAGUUAGAGGAGGAAUAUCCCGAGCAUCUGAGACAUCUAUACCUGGCGGAAAGAGAACGACUAGAUGAAGAAGAACAAGAAAAAAAGGAGAAAAGAUCUAAAGGGAGAGCAGUAGAUGAAGAGACAGAGGCAGACGAUGAACUAAAAACAGUGCUGGAUUCUCCUUUCACUGAGAAACACAUCUCAAACACGACGACUGACAAUACUACUGCCUCUGAUUCAGCUAAUGAACCAGCAGAGUCUGACAGCUCCCACAAGACUCCAUUCAUCCAAAGGAAGCAGAAGCAGAAAAUGUCAUCGUAUAAGAAGACAAAGCAAGAAUAUGAAAGGAUAAAGGAGGAACGUGCACGAAAAAGUGAGGAAUUCUUGAAAGACAAAGCUCAGCGAGAGGAGGCUCUGAAGAAAUACAAGGAGAAGAAGACGGCAACAUAUCAGUUGUUGAAAAGGAAAACCAAAAAGGGUCAGCCCAACCUUAACCUGCAUAUGGAGCUAUUGCUGCAAAAGAUUCAAGCUCAACGCAAAUAAUUCAGUAUCAUCCAUAAAAUUAGACUAAAGUUAAAAUGGACCAUUACACAAUAAACUGCAGUUUGAGUGAGGAGUUUUUGU